UUGCUCAAAAAUGCCGAGUCAAGAGGUUGUAACUACGAAAGUAGUGGUGCACCCUUUAGUUUUAUUAAGUGUGGUGGACCACUUUAAUCGUAUGGGAAAAAUUGGCAAUCAAAAAAGAGUUGUCGGUGUUCUUUUGGGGUGUUGGAGAGCUAAAGGUGUUCUAGACGUGUCAAACAGUUUUGCAGUACCUUUCGAUGAAGAUGAUAAGGACAAAAGUGUGUGGUUCCUUGAUCAUGAUUAUCUUGAAAACAUGUAUGGAAUGUUCAAAAAGGUUAACGCCCGUGAAAAGGUAGUAGGAUGGUACCACACUGGACCAAAAUUACAUCAAAAUGAUGUUGCAAUUAAUGAACUAAUUAGGAGAUAUUGCCCUAAUUCUGUUCUGGUUAUCAUUGAUGCUAAACCCAAAGAUCUUGGCCUUCCAACAGAAGCAUAUCAAGCAGUUGAAGAAGUUCACGAUGAUGGCUCUCCAACGUCUAAAACAUUUGAGCACAUUCCUAGUGAAAUUGGUGCAGAAGAAGCGGAAGAAGUAGGUGUAGAACAUUUACUGAGAGAUAUCAAAGAUACCACAGUUGGUACUCUUAGUCAGAGAAUUACAAAUCAGCUCUUAGGUUUAAAGGGUCUUCAUGAACAAAUUAGGGAAAUUAGAGAUUACCUGCUACAAGUAGGUAGCGGUAAAUUACCUAUAAACCAUCAGAUCGUUUAUCAGCUGCAGGACAUUUUUAACUUACUGCCCGAUAUGACACAGAGUAGCUUUGUCGAUUCGUUGUACGUGAAAACGAACGAUCAAAUGUUAGUUGUAUAUCUUGCUGCCCUUGUUAGAUCCAUAGUAGCUCUACACAAUUUGAUCAAUAAUAAAUUAACAAAUCGCGACGCCGAGAAAAAGGAAACAGAUAAGAAGGAGACAAAAAAAGAUGAGAAGAAAGAAGAAGAAAAAAAGGAUGAGAAAGAUAAAGCAAAAACUAAAAGUCAGUGAAUAAAGUGAAAUUGAGACUAAUCUGUGUGAUUGAGACUGUUAACCUUGCAGAAGUUCAUAAAAAGUUGCAAAGUUUGUUUAUACAUGUGCAAAUGUACUUUGUGCUUUCAGACGAUUGGCAUUUCACGUUAACACCGAAAUAAACACGAAUGACCUUGUUCUUAAAGCAUUCUAGCAUGGUAUGGUAUAUACAUUGGAUAAAGGAUAUGAUAGUCGGGACGCAGUUACACGUUUCCAAGUACAAUAAAUACAUUGCACUGUUAUCGACAAAUUUUACCUGGUCUAUUACAAAUGAGCAACUGCUUCUAACUACCCGUAACUUUUAUAUAAUGUAUCGAUAUCGAUAAAAAAUUUCGUAAUUUUUUCAUGAACCAACACCGGAAUUUUCUACAUUACAUGGAAGUACAAGAUAAGAUUCUCAUAAACAUACACCCAUUAGGUAUUACGAACAUGUUGUUUUUUUUCUAGAGAACCCAAGCUUUCGUAAUUAAAUGCAUU
Habropoda laboriosa is the source of this 1471-nucleotide messenger RNA. RefSeq names its product 26S proteasome non-ATPase regulatory subunit 7 (gene Rpn8). The transcript is spliced from 4 exons. Gene Ontology annotation, cellular component: proteasome regulatory particle; proteasome complex. Lineage: Eukaryota; Metazoa; Arthropoda; Insecta; Hymenoptera; Apidae. Bases 11 to 973 code for a protein of 320 amino acids. The record is from RefSeq and is a predicted model, not a curated record. Gene Ontology annotation, molecular function: metallopeptidase activity; protein binding. Gene Ontology annotation, biological process: proteasome-mediated ubiquitin-dependent protein catabolic process.